AAGUUCUCUGUUGUCGCUGUUUUACCCUUAGCUGAUUUUGACAGCAAAUCAUUAUCAUGUCUGGACGCGGCAAGCAGGGUGGCAAGGCCCGCGCCAAGGCCAAAACCCGCUCCUCCCGGGCCGGCCUGCAGUUCCCCGUGGGCCGCGUGCACCGCCUCCUCCGCAAGGGCAACUACUCUGAGCGGGUGGGCGCUGGCGCCCCGGUGUACCUGGCGGCCGUGCUGGAGUACCUGACGGCCGAGAUCCUGGAGCUGGCUGGCAACGCGGCCCGCGACAACAAGAAGACGCGCAUCAUCCCGCGCCACCUGCAGCUGGCCAUCCGCAACGACGAGGAGCUCAACAAGCUGCUGGGCCGCGUGACGAUCGCGCAGGGCGGCGUCCUGCCCAACAUCCAGGCGGUGCUGCUGCCCAAGAAGACCGAGAGCAGCCACAAGGCCAAGGGAAAAUAAGACGAUUGAGCGUGGCUUUUUUUUCUUUAAACCAAAGGCUCUUUUCAGAGCCACCACCUUUUCAUAUAGAGAGUAUGGUAACCAGAACCAUUUUCUACUUAACAUGCUAAGCCCUUUAUGUUAUUGUAAAGUAUCGAACCAUAUCGCGAUUAAUAAAACCAAAUAUCAAGGUAGAUAGUUGCAUUGACUUGAGUAAGGCAGAGAAAUUCCGAAUAUCGCAUGAA
Molecule: messenger RNA, 673 nt
Organism: Myodes glareolus (Bank vole)
Lineage: Eukaryota; Metazoa; Chordata; Mammalia; Rodentia; Cricetidae
Product: histone H2A type 1-B-like
Cellular component (GO): nucleosome
Molecular function (GO): protein heterodimerization activity; DNA binding; structural constituent of chromatin
Source: RefSeq, a predicted model, not a curated record